Molecule: messenger RNA, 610 nt
Organism: Lemur catta (Ring-tailed lemur)
Lineage: Eukaryota; Metazoa; Chordata; Mammalia; Primates; Lemuridae
Product: lymphocyte antigen 86-like
Exons: 4
Coding region: 93-419 (108 amino acids)
Biological process (GO): positive regulation of lipopolysaccharide-mediated signaling pathway; innate immune response
Source: RefSeq, a predicted model, not a curated record
UUUUGAAUGUGAGUUUGUAGAAUAUACAAUGUACUCACAAUUAAUCUCUUGUUUUCUUCUUGGCAGAUCCAUUACAGGAUUUUGGCUUCUCUAUGGACCAGUGUUCCAAACAAUUAAAAUCAAAUCUCAACAUUAGAUUUGGAAUUAUUCUGAGAGAGGACAUCAAAGAGCUGUUUCUCGACAUAGCUCUCACCGCUAAAGGAUCGUCUAUUUUGAAUUCCUCCUACCCCAUCUGUGAGGAGGACCAGCCCAAGUUUUCUUUCUGUGGAAGAAGGAAAGGAGAGCAGAUCUACUUUGCCGGCCCUGUCAAUAACCCUGGCAUAGAUAUUCCCAAGGGAGAAUACCAGGUUUUGCUAGAACUGUAUACCGGAAGUCAUGCCACCGUGGCCUGCGCCAAUGCCACCAUCAUUUCCUUCUGACUGUGGCCUGCACAAAAUCACAGCAAGCUCCUCGCAAGAGAACUCUCAGACCGAACCUACCGCGUGAGAAGAACCUGCUGACGAGUUACAGAGCCCUGCAAAGCAGUACCCCGAUGAGCGCAGCUGCUAAUCUGAGCCCCAGGACAGACGUCUCCAGACUGCACAGAUGUAAGGAAGUCCCCAAAUUAUCU